This is a messenger RNA of Lipotes vexillifer (Yangtze River dolphin), 807 nucleotides long. RefSeq names its product PICALM interacting mitotic regulator (gene PIMREG). The record is from RefSeq and is a predicted model, not a curated record. The transcript is spliced from 5 exons. Lineage: Eukaryota; Metazoa; Chordata; Mammalia; Artiodactyla; Lipotidae. The coding region runs from base 1 to 807 and encodes 268 amino acids.
AUGGGUGAGGAGCAGCUGUGCUCGGCGUCUGGUGAGCGUUGGGCGCUCUUGGGGUCUGCUGGGCAGAACAGACUCUCGGCCAGGCAGAUGGCUUCUCGGUGGCCGGCCGUGGGGGCCUCCAUGCGUCGGAGGUCCCUACAGAACCAGGGGCAGCUGCAGGAGAGCGAGGCCCUACAGCCUGCAGUUGGCCACCCAGACACCUCCAGCGGGGCCCUGGACUCCCUGUGCAGACAGUUCCAAAGGAGGCUGCCCCUGAGAGCAGUCAGCCUCAACCUCAGGGCGGGCCCCUCCUGGAAACCCCUGGAAACCCCACAGCCAGGACAGCAGGGCCUCCAGGCUGCAGCUCGCUCGGCUAAGAACGCCUUGGGUGCCGUGUCCCAGAGAAUCCAGGAGUCCUGCCAAAGUGGUACCAAGUGGCUGGUGGAAACCCAGGUGAAAGCCAGGAGGAGGAAGAGGGGGGCACAGAAGGGCAGUGGCCCCCCAGCUCGCAGCCCGAGCCACAGAAGCACCCGGCUAUCAGUGGCUGCCCCUGCCCGCUCAACCCUGGACCCCCGGGAGAGGGCGAAUCGCCGCCUCUCCACCCAGAUGGGCCCGCACGCCCACCCUCGGCGGCGGUCCAGGAGGGAGGCUGCCUUCCGGAGCCCCUACUCCUCAGCAGAGCCCCUCUGCUCCCCCAGCGAGUCUGACAGUGACCUAGAGCCCGUGGGGGCAGGAAUCCAGCAUCUCCAGAAGCUGUCCCAAGAGCUGGAUGAGGCCAUCAUAGCCGAGGAGAGUGGCGACAUGACUGUUUCUCUCAUUCAUGACUGA